Messenger RNA from Pseudozyma flocculosa PF-1, 150 nucleotides. RefSeq lists its product as uncharacterized. The transcript has 3 exons. Lineage: Eukaryota; Fungi; Basidiomycota; Ustilaginomycetes; Ustilaginales; Ustilaginaceae. The record is from RefSeq and is a predicted model, not a curated record. The coding region runs from base 1 to 150 and encodes 49 amino acids.
AUGGCCACCGCUACGGACAAGCUCGUCGACUCGUGCUUUGCCGUCCAAUGCGACAAGUGCGGCAAGACGACCUGGAAGGGUUGCGGCAAGCACAUCGACUCGGUCAUGUCCCAGGUGCCCCCGGAGCAGAGGUGCACCUGCCCUCGCUGA